Paramacrobiotus metropolitanus is the source of this 370-nucleotide messenger RNA. RefSeq lists its product as uncharacterized. The record is from RefSeq and is a predicted model, not a curated record. The annotation marks the transcript as partial. The transcript has a single exon. NCBI's taxonomy places the organism in Eukaryota, Metazoa, Tardigrada, Eutardigrada, Parachela, Macrobiotidae.
AUGCUCAAACACCAACAGCUUCGAGUGGCAUUUUUGGCUGUUAUCCUCCUGAUUUUUAUUGGGUUGGUUCAGUUGGUUGCUGUCCUGAUUGUCAUAUUAUCGGCUGAUUCAACGACACCGGUUAUUGCGUCUGUGUCCACGCCAACCGACUCAACGACACCGGUCACUGCCUGGCCGUCCACGCCAACCGACUCAACGACACCGGUCACUGCCUGGCCGUCCACGCCAACCGACUCAACGACACCGGUCACUGCCUGGCCGUCCACGCCAACCGACUCAACGACACCGGUCACUGCCUGGCCGUCCGCCAACCGACUCAACGACACCGGUCACUGCCUGGCCGUCCACGCCAACCGACUCAACGACACCG